AUGUCGGCCUUCCCCAUCAUCUUCAACAUCGACGGCUCGUCCCGGCACGAGGUGCUCCUCGUCUCGCCCAACGCCACACUGGCCGACCUGACGGCCCAGAUCGAGUCGACGGCCGGCACCUCGCCCAACUGCGCCGAGUUCAUGGCCAAGUACGCCAAGAAGAAGGGCGACCAGAAGGUCGUGAGCAUCAAGGUUCGCUGGGCCAUGGCCGGCCGCGACCACAAGACCUUCCCCGCCGCCACCACCCUCACCGACGAAAACGCCCAAGCCGUCCUUAGCCUGAUCGAGCGCAGCGGCGUCGGCAAGGACGUGCUCGAGGUCAAGCUGACCGAGGAGGCCGCCGAGGAGAAAGCGCUGCCCGAUCGCACCAAGUAG
Molecule: messenger RNA, 375 nt
Organism: Lasiodiplodia theobromae
Lineage: Eukaryota; Fungi; Ascomycota; Dothideomycetes; Botryosphaeriales; Botryosphaeriaceae
Exons: 2
Coding region: 1-375 (124 amino acids)
Source: RefSeq, a predicted model, not a curated record